AUGGUGCAGCGGCUAACUUAUCGAAAGAGGCACAGUUACGCCACCAAGUCCAACCAAACUAGGGUUGUUAAGACUCCAGGCGGCAGGCUUGUGUAUCAGUAUACGAAGAAGAGAGCAAGUGGCCCAAAAUGUCCUAUAACUGGAAAGAAAAUUAUUGGGAUUCCUCACUUGAGACCAGCUGAAUACAAAAGAAGUAGAUUAGCAAGGAAUCGUAGGACAGUUCAUCGUGCUUAUGGCGGGGUUCUAUCUUGUGGAGCCGUCCGAGAAAGGAUUAUCCGAGCAUUUUUGGUAGAGGAGCAGAAGAUUGUGAAGAAGGUUCUGAAAAUCCAAAAAGCUAAAGAAAAACAGUCUGCAAAGAGUUAA
This is a messenger RNA of Dendrobium catenatum, 363 nucleotides long. Its product is annotated as 60S ribosomal protein L34-like. Bases 1 to 363 code for a protein of 120 amino acids. The transcript is spliced from 4 exons. The record is from RefSeq and is a predicted model, not a curated record. Gene Ontology annotation, cellular component: cytosolic large ribosomal subunit; ribosome. Lineage: Eukaryota; Viridiplantae; Streptophyta; Magnoliopsida; Asparagales; Orchidaceae. Gene Ontology annotation, biological process: ribosome biogenesis; translation. Gene Ontology annotation, molecular function: structural constituent of ribosome.